AGGCACAGUCACUCUUGAACUCGAGGUGGUGUCAGUUACCCGUACUUGUAUAUUAUUUAUUAUCUGUGCCCGUCUAUCAUGGAGAGCAUACCAAAAAACCCUAUGUUAGAAUACAGGGAUGACACUAUGAAAUUCGUUCGGGAACAAUACAAUUUGAACACACCAGCCAGGAUUAAUGAAGCCAUCGAUAUCUUGGAGGAGUGGAUUAAAAAACAGAGCCAUUUUGGAAAGACCGAUUUUUCUCGGGAAUACCUAGAAAGAGCCAUCAUUAUUUGCAAGGGUUCUACAGAAAAAGUAAAGAAGAAAUUGGACAAAACCUGCACAUUUAGAACCCUUAUGCCUGCGUUUUUUGAACUCCAAGACCCAAGAUAUCUUGUCAAAGGUUACAAAGAUAUUGUUAUCGAUGGUUUCCUUCCAAAACUCACGAAGGAUCACUACCGCGUGUACGUGCUAAGGAACAUAGGAAAACGUUUCGAAAGCAGUUUCAGUAAUUAUUACAAAUUCACGAUUAUGUUAUGUGAGUAUCUCCAACGAUAUGAUUAUUGCAACGGUGUUCUGGUGUUGUUCGACUAUCAAGAGGCAAAUAUAUUGGAAUUGCUGAAGAAUAUUAGUAUAAUGGAACUACGACAGGCGCUGACUAUUGUUGUUGAGGGUUAUAGUUUCCGCAUCAGAGGCCUACAUUUCCUUACACCAUCCAAAACAAUUGAAACCUUCAUAAACCUGGUUGUGAAGCAAGUGUUGAAUGAAAAGCUGGUUAACCGCAUCCACGUACAUAAAGACAUAGCUUCUUUAACAGAACAUAUACCCUUGGAUAUAUUACCUUCUGAAUAUGGUGGUAAAGAGAAAUCAAUGGAAAAAAUACAUAAUGAGCUACUAGACGAGUUAUGUAAAAAGGAUUUUAUGGACUAUCUUCAAGAAAUGAGUGCUGCUAAAACCGACGAAUCAAAGCGACAAACAGAAAAGUUCUACGAACAGUAUUUAGGCAUGCCUGGCUCAUUCAGAACAUUAAGUGUGGACUAAACUAAAAGUGGUGAUAUUAAAGAUGGUGUGGACGUUGUAAAUAACUUUUCUCAAAUUUGGCUGCACUGACUUUAGCGAUAACAAACAUGUCAAAGUAACGGUUAGGGAAAAUAUGAGCUGCACCAUUUGAUAAUUUUAUAUAUGACUUCUUUAUUUUUACGCUGACUAUAACCGUGUUUUAGCAAUUAAAGUUAAAUAACUGUGAAAAAAUACAAAAUAAGCUGUCAAUUGACUUAUGACUUUGAAAACUUUUGCUAUGCUAAAAAAUACGCUGGUGCAAUACAUUUCGCUGUAAAAGUCACCGUUACUGUUAUUGUUAAAUUUGACAUUAAUUAAUCUUUACUUUAACUAGGUAAAAGAUGGUGCAACCAAGCCUAUUCAUUUAGUGUUGUUAUAAUACCGGAUAAUGUGUAUGACAAUGUUAUUGGAUGAU
Messenger RNA from Colias croceus (clouded yellow), 1453 nucleotides. RefSeq lists its product as uncharacterized. Gene Ontology annotation, molecular function: phosphatidylinositol bisphosphate binding. The transcript has 6 exons. Gene Ontology annotation, cellular component: membrane. The record is from RefSeq and is a predicted model, not a curated record. Lineage: Eukaryota; Metazoa; Arthropoda; Insecta; Lepidoptera; Pieridae. The coding region runs from base 79 to 1020 and encodes 313 amino acids.